Messenger RNA from Hemisphaericaspora subhashii, 4305 nucleotides. RefSeq lists its product as uncharacterized. Gene Ontology annotation, cellular component: plasma membrane. Gene Ontology annotation, biological process: transmembrane transport. Bases 1 to 4305 code for a protein of 1434 amino acids. Gene Ontology annotation, molecular function: ATP binding; ABC-type xenobiotic transporter activity; ATP hydrolysis activity. The transcript has a single exon. Lineage: Eukaryota; Fungi; Ascomycota; Pichiomycetes; Serinales; Debaryomycetaceae. The record is from RefSeq and is a predicted model, not a curated record.
AUGUCUUCACUUGAAAAGCAAAAUAAAUUACAACGACAAAAACGAUUGUUAAGUUUCUUAUUAUCAAAAGAUGUACCUCAUAUACCUUUAGAAGAUGAAAGAAAUCCUUAUCCUCCAUCAUCAAAUGGUGGUAUAAUAUCACAAAUGUUCUUUUGGUGGUUAUUUCCAGUAAUGAAAGUUGGUUAUAAAAGAACUUUACAACCACCUGAUUUAUUUUAUUUAACUGAUGAUAUUAAAGUUGAAAAUAUGGCAAAUUCAUUUUAUAAUUAUAUGACUAAAGAUAUUGAAUUAGCAAAACAAAAACAUUUACAAUUAAAAUGUCAAGAAAGAGGUGAAACAAUUGAAAAUUCAACUAUUGAUCCUGAAAUUGAUUUAAAAGAUUUUAAAUUAAAUAAAUUCUUAACGGUUUGGGCUUUAGCUAAAACUUUUAAAUGGCAAUAUUUAUCAGCUUGUCUUUUUUUAGCUUUAAGUGCAAUUGCUCAAACUACUUUGCCAUUAUUGACUAAGAAAUUAAUUCAGUAUGUUGAAUUGAAAACUUUAGGUAUUGAAACUGGUAUUGGGAAAGGUUUAGGUUAUUCAUUUGGUGCAUCUGCUAUUAUAUUUAUUAUUGGUGUAUUUAUUAAUCAUUUCUUUUACCGUUCAAUGUUAACUGGUGCUCAAGCAAAAGCUGUUUUAACUAAAGCUUUAUUAGAUAAGUCUUUUAAAUUAAAUGCUGAAGCAAGACAUAAAUAUCCGGUUGGGAAAAUUACUUCAAUGUUAGGUACUGAUUUAUCUCGUAUUGAUUUUGCCCUUGGUUUUCAACCAUUUUUAAUUGUUUUCCCACUCCCAAUUGGUAUUGCUAUUGGUAUCUUAAUCUAUAACAUUGGUGUAUCCGCAUUGGUUGGGGUUGGUAUCUUAUUUGCAUUUAUGUUUGGUAUUGGCGUUUCAACCAAGAAAUUAUUUGCUUAUAGAAAAACCGCAAAUGUUUUCACUGAUUCUCGGGUUGAUUAUAUUAAAGAAGCACUUAAUAAUUUAAAAAUGAUCAAAUUUUAUUCUUGGGAACCUCCUUAUCAUGAAAAUAUUACUAAAAUCCGUCAAUCAGAAAUGAAAAUCAUUUAUAGAAUGCAAGUUUUACGUAAUAUUGUUACAUCCUUUGCAUUUUCCUUAACAUUAUUUGCUUCAAUGACAGCUUUUUUGGUUCUUUAUGCAAUUGCUGCUAAUAGAAAAGAUCCUGCAUCCAUCUUUUCUUCAUUAUCGUUAUAUAAUAUAUUGACUCAACAAGUCUUUUUAGUUCCAAUGGCUUUAGCAAGUGGUGCUGAUGCUUUUAUGGGUAUUUCUCGUGUUGGUGAAUUUAUGGCCCAAGGGGAAAUUGAUCCUGAAGAAUUUUCAAUUGAAGCUAAUCCAGAAAAGAAAUUAUUAAUGGAUAAAGAUGAUAUUGCAAUUGAAUUGAAUGAAGCUAGUUUUGAAUGGGAAAUCUUCAAUGAUGAUGAAGAAGAAGAAGAAGCGGAAGAGCAAAGUUCUGAAAAGAAAGAUAAAUCAACCGUUGUCCACAAAUCAGUCACCGAAAUUAAUAGUAUCAAUGAAAAAGACUUUCAUAAGGGUACAGAUGAUGAUGAAGAAAUGAGAGUCAACUUUGCUGGUUUAAAUGAUAUCUCUUUCCAAGUCAAAAGAGGUGAAUUUGUUGUCAUUACUGGUUUAAUUGGUUCUGGUAAAACUUCAUUAUUAAAUGCUUUAUCGGGUUUUAUGAAACAUACUACUGGUACAAUUGAUGUCAAUGGUUCCUUAUUACUUUGUGGAUAUCCUUGGGUUCAAAAUGAUACUGUUAAAGAUAACAUUCUUUUUGGUGAAGAAUUUGAUCAAGCCAAAUAUAAUCGUGUUAUUUAUUCAUGUUCUUUAGAAGCUGAUUUAGAAAUUUUACCAGCUGGUGAUCGUACUGAAAUUGGUGAAAGAGGUAUUACUUUAUCUGGAGGUCAAAAAGCUCGUAUCAAUCUUGCUAGAGCUGUAUAUGCUGAUCGUGAUAUCAUAUUAUUAGAUGAUGUUUUGAGUGCAGUUGAUGCAAGAGUCGGGAAACAUAUCAUGCAGAAUUGUUUAUUGGAUUUAUUAAAGGAUAAAACUAGAAUUUUGGCUACCCAUCAAUUAUCUCUUAUUGGAUCUGCUGAUAAAGUCAUAUUUUUAAAUGGUGAUGGUUCUGUUGAUGUGGGUACUUUUGAUGAAUUAAGAGCAAGAAAUGCUGGUUUUGAAAGUUUAAUGAAAUUCAAUAGUGAAGUCACCGAUGACGAUGAUGAUGAUGAUGACGUAGAUGACAAAGAUGAAGCUGGUUCCUCUAGUUCCUCAAUAAGUUCAUCUGCUGAUGAUUAUUUACAUGAAGAAAAAGAAAUGAUCCGUCGUCAAUUAACUACUAAAUCUCAAAUUGAUGAAGAAGCUAUCCGUCAUGAAUUCAAUCAAGAUGAUGCUAUUGAUGGUAAAUUGAUAGAUGAAGAAGAAAGAGCUGUUAAUGCAAUUGGUUGGAGUGUUUAUAGCAAAUACAUCGAAUUAGGUUCAGGAAUAUUCGGCCCUACGGUUUUUACACCAAUGUUGGUUAUUUUAAUGAUGUUGGCAACAUUCUGUCAAAUUUUCACAAAUACUUGGUUAUCAUUCUGGACUGAAAAGAGAUUUGAUCAACCUGAUUCACUCUAUAUUGGAGUUUAUAUCAUGUUUACAUUUUUGUCAUUUAUCUUUUUAACUUUGGAAUUCAUUGCAUUGGUCUAUUUAACAAAUACUGCUUCUGUUUUAUUGAAUAUUUUGGCGGUUAAGAAGGUUUUACAUGCUCCAAUGAGUUUUAUGGAUACUACACCUAUGGGAAGAAUUCUUAAUCGUUUCACAAAAGAUACAGAUGUAUUGGAUAAUGAAAUUGGUGAUCAAUUGAGAUUUUUCUUGUUUACAUUGGCAAAUAUUAUUGGGGUUUUAAUCUUGUGUAUUGUUUAUUUACCUUAUUUUGCAAUUGCUAUUCCAUUUUUAGGAUUUUUGUUUGUUUCGAUUGCUAAUUAUUAUCAAGCUUCAGCUCGUGAAAUUAAAAGAUUGGAAGCAAUCCAAAGAUCAUUUGUUUAUAAUAAUUUCAAUGAAACUUUAAGUGGUAUGCCUACUAUUAAAGCCUAUAAUGCAAUUGAACGAUUUAUUGCUAAGAAUAAUUAUUUGAUUGAUAAGAUGAAUGAAGCUUAUUAUUUGACUAUUGCCAAUCAAAGAUGGUUAGCUAUUCAUAUGGAUAUGGUUGCUGUUUUAUUUGCAUUAUUAAUUGCUUUAUUAUGUGUCAAUCGUAUUUUCAAUAUUAGUGCAGCUUCUGUUGGUCUUAUAGUUGCCUAUGUUUUCCAAAUUGCUGGUCAAUUGUCUAUGUUGAUUAGAACUUUUACCCAGGUGGAAAAUGAAAUGAAUUCAGUUGAAAGAUUAAAUUCUUAUGCUACUGCUUUACCAGAAGAAGCUCCAUAUAUUAUUACUGAAACUACACCAGCUCCAACUUGGCCCGCACAUGGUUCGAUUGAAUUCAAGGAUGCUAGUUUGGCUUAUAGACCUGGAUUACCAUUAGUUUUGAAAAAUUUGAAUUUUAAGAUUAAUCCAAUGGAAAAGAUUGGUAUUUGUGGUAGAACAGGUGCUGGUAAAUCAUCAAUCAUGACUGCAUUAUAUCGAUUAUCCGAAUUAGAAACAGGCUCGAUUAUUAUUGAUGAUUUGGAUAUUGGUAGGUUAGGAUUACGUGAUUUAAGAUCAAAAUUAUCAAUUAUUCCCCAAGAUCCGGUACUUUUCCGAGGAACAAUUAGAAAGAAUUUAGAUCCAUUCAAUGAACAUAGUGAUGAUAAAUUAUGGGAUGCAUUACGUCGUACUGGUCUUAUUGAAGAAAAACAAUUGGAACAAAUUAAACGUUAUCAAAAGAAUUAUUCAUCAUCAACUACAGAAUUAUCAUCAUCAAUGCAUAAAUUCCAUUUAGAUCAAAAUGUUGAAGAUGAAGGAACAAAUUUCUCACUUGGUGAAAGACAAUUAAUUGCAUUUGCAAGAGCAUUAGUUCGUGAAUCCAAAAUUUUAAUUCUUGAUGAAGCUACUAGUUCAGUUGAUUAUGAAACUGAUUCAAAGAUUCAACAUACUAUUAUUAAAGAAUUUAAGAAUUGUACAAUUUUAUGUAUUGCUCAUAGAUUAAAAACAAUUAUUAAUUAUGAUAGGAUUUUGGUAUUAGAUAAAGGUGAGAUUAAAGAAUUUGAUACCCCAUGGAAUUUAUUUAAUUUACAUGAUGGUAUUUUCCAACAAAUGUGUCAAAGAUCAAAUAUUACUGCUCAAGAUUUUGAAAACAUUUCUGAAUUUUGA